Ruditapes philippinarum (Manila clam) is the source of this 1896-nucleotide messenger RNA. Its product is annotated as DNA polymerase epsilon subunit 3-like. Gene Ontology annotation, biological process: heterochromatin formation; DNA damage response; leading strand elongation. The transcript is spliced from 5 exons. The record is from RefSeq and is a predicted model, not a curated record. NCBI's taxonomy places the organism in Eukaryota, Metazoa, Mollusca, Bivalvia, Venerida, Veneridae. Bases 179 to 667 code for a protein of 162 amino acids. Gene Ontology annotation, molecular function: protein heterodimerization activity; chromatin DNA binding. Gene Ontology annotation, cellular component: epsilon DNA polymerase complex; CHRAC.
UGGUGCACCGUGUUAUUGGCGGGGAAACGAAGAUUCUUACGUAUUAAAGCUUUUUCUGUUAAACGAUAGCGAUGUAUUCAUGAAAGAUUAGCAGUUUUUAUAAAGGGUGAAUAUUCUCCACGUAUUUCAUUGUAUAAGAAUACCAACUCAACCCGUUGAAAUUUUCAAUAAAUAAAAGAUGGCUGAGAGACCAGAGGAUCUCAAUCUUCCAAAUGCUGUGAUAACAAGGAUUAUAAAAGAUGCUAUUCCAGAUGGAGUUAAUGUGUCAAAAGAAGCUCGACUUGCAAUCUCAAAGGCAGCCAGUGUUUUUGUAUUGUAUGCUACCUCAUGUUCCAAUAAUUUUGCAUUAAAGUCCAAGAGAAAAACAAUCACAGCUAAAGAUGUUUUGGAUGCACUUGAAGACAUGGAGUUUGAUCAGUUUGUUGACCCACUGAAAGAGUGUCUUGAAGCUUUUAAGAAAAAUCAGCAAGGCAAAAAAGACCAGAAGAAAAAAGAGAAGGAAUCUGUGAAUGUGUCAGGCAGUGGUGAUGCUGAAGAUGAGGGUGUGGUUGUUUUAGAGGAGGAGUCAGGGGAAGAUAAUGGGGAGGAAGGUGGGCAGGAAGGAGGAGGAGCUAUAAAUGGAGGGGAGGGAGAUGUUGUGGAGAUUUCAGAUACUAGUGAAGAUUAGUGGUGUUGUAAAUUGUAAAAAUAAUGAAACAAGUGUCCCUUGAUAUUAUGAAGUGCUGAAACAGUAACUUUAUAAUUGUGAAGAACUGAAACUAUGAAUUUAUAUUGUGAAGACUGAAAUAAUAAUUCCAUAUUGUGAAGAUUUGAAACAAUAACUCCAUAUUGUAAAAAACUGAAAUAUUAACUUAAUAUUGUGAAGAACUGAAAUAAUAAAUUUAUAUUGUGAAGAACUGGAAAGAUAACUCCAUAUUGCAUGUAUUGUGAAGGACUGAAACUGUAACUCCAUAUUGUGAAGAACUAAAACAAUAACUUUAUAUUGUGAAGAACUGAAAUAAUGAAUUUAAAUUGUGAAGAACUGAAAUAAUGACUACAUAUAGUGAAGAACUUGAGCAGGAACUCCAUAUUGUGAAGAACUGGAAAGAUAACUCCAAUUAUGAAGGACUGAAACUGUAACUCCAUAUUGUGAAGAACUACAACAAUAACUUGAUAUUGUGAAUAACUGAAAUAAUAACUGCAUAUUUUGAAGAACUGAAAUAAUAACUCGUAGCAUAGCACAACAAUUCAUUUAGUGUUAAUUUUGAAAAAGACUGACAUGUAAAAAUGUUGACGGCCUUGUAUUUAUUGUAUUACUUGAGGUGUGCUUAACUAUGGUGUGAAAUUUUGUGUUGUUCAUCAUUUUCAAUAUUUUGGAAAAUUGUCAGCUCACCAUAAAUUUUGUUUAAUUUGUUGUUUAUUUAAAUGCAUGUGCGUCAUGUUGAUUGUAUUAAACCCAUGAUAGCUUGAUAAUUUUGAUAUUUUAUUUUAAAAAAACAACAACAAAAAACAUUGAACAUGGGUCAUUAGGUUCAGAAAAGUUCACUGUAGAGUCUGACAGAUAAACUUUUAUUUCAAUAUACGGCAUGUUUUUACUUGCUUAAAGUCUGUAGAGUCAGACAGAUAUUCUUUUAUUCAAUAUACAGCAUGUCUUGUUUAAAGUUUGUUAGGCAGAAUUUCAAUUACUGUGUUGAACUUGACCCUUGUCAAUACCCUGAUUUUAAUUAGUAAUGAUUUAUCUCCAAUUAUACUUAAAUACAAUGUUUUUAAGAUUCUGUGUGAAUUAACAGGAGGGUCAAGUUAUAUGUUUCAGUUUUUUAAGGACAUGCUUUUAUGUUAAUUUGUAAAUGUAUUUAAUAACAUUCAAACACUUGUAAUUAUCAGUUACACAUUAAAGUCAAACUUUCAUAUUCAAAA